Carassius gibelio (silver crucian carp) is the source of this 1842-nucleotide messenger RNA. It is a transcript of the gene gnb3a, whose product is annotated as guanine nucleotide binding protein (G protein), beta polypeptide 3a. Bases 251 to 1270 code for a protein of 339 amino acids. NCBI's taxonomy places the organism in Eukaryota, Metazoa, Chordata, Actinopteri, Cypriniformes, Cyprinidae. Gene Ontology annotation, cellular component: cytoplasm; heterotrimeric G-protein complex. Gene Ontology annotation, molecular function: protein binding; signaling receptor complex adaptor activity. The record is from RefSeq and is a predicted model, not a curated record. The transcript has 9 exons. Gene Ontology annotation, biological process: G protein-coupled receptor signaling pathway.
CAUCACAGAGUUUACAGAGAGAGAGAGAGAGAGAGAGGGAUCAGAAGGUGCGUAAAGCAGAAAACCUGAAUGAACAUUGUCCCGAGAAAAAGGCAAGUGGACAGAGAGUUGAAAAGGAAUAAGAAAUACAAAUAGAGUGGAGAAACGUCCCGGAGGAACAGGAGAGUUUCCCCCCCCCAGCAUUCUCUUGGCUCUACUGACCUCACUUCCUGUCUGUAUCUGUGGGUGACCGUGCCUGACUACCGUUGCCAUGGGUGAAAUGGAACAACUGCGAAAGGAGGCGGAGAGCCUGAAGGAUGAGAUUACUGCGGCUCGUAAAGCAGUGCAGGACCUCACGCUGCAGGAUCAUGUGGCCGGGACAGCUGUUGUGGGACGUGUCCAGCUAAAGACCAGGAAGACAUUGAGAGGACAUCUGUCCAAAAUCUAUGCCGUGCACUGGGGAGACUCAAAACUGUGUGUCAGUGCAUCUCAGGACGGUAAACUGAUUGUAUGGGACAGCUACACCACCAACAAGGUGCAUGCGAUCCCACUGAAGUCCUCGUGGGUGAUGACAUGUGCGUACGCACCUUCAGGAAACAUGGUGGCGUGUGGAGGACUUGACAACAUGUGCUCCAUCUAUAACCUGAAGGGCAAAGACGGCAACGUGAAGGUCAUGCGUGAGCUCGCAGCACACACAGGUUACCUGUCCUGCUGCCGCUUCCUGAAUGACAAUGAGAUCAUCACCAGCUCUGGAGACUGCACCUGUGUUCUGUGGGACAUUGAGACAGGAUCGCAGAAGACCGUGUUUGCGGGACAUCUGGGUGACUGUAUGUCUCUGGGUGUGGCCCCUGACUUCAACACCUUCAUCUCAGGGGCAUGUGACUUCACGGCUAAACUGUGGGACAUCCGUGAUGGCCAGUGCAGACAGACCUUUGGAGGCCAUGAGAGUGACAUUAAUGCCAUAGGGUUUUUCCCCAAUGGCAAUGCAGUGAUCACCGGUUCAGACGAUGCUUCCUGCAAGCUGUACGACCUGCGUUCAGACCAGGAGCUCAUCACGUACCAGGACUCCGGCAUCAUGUGUGGCGUGACCUCCCUCGCUCCCUCCCUCUCUGGAAGACUCAUCCUCGCUGGGUACGACGACUUCAACUGCAACAUCUGGGACUCGCUGAAGGCGGAGAGAGUCGGAGUGUUGUCCGGUCAUGACAACAGAGUGAGCUGUAUUGGCGUGACACCUGAUGGGAUGGCCUGCUGCACAGGAUCAUGGGAUAGCUUUCUGAAGAUCUGGAACUAAGGCUCUUUCUCAAACAGAGGCAAACAUAGAAUAUGUCAAAGACAGGGUAAAAUAUAAAGGGGACAAUUGAAACCGUGGGAUAUAGUUGUAUAAGUAGGGAGGGAAAGCGAUAUGUUUGUUGUGCCGCCACAACCAGAAAGAUUGUGAAUAAGAAAACCUCAUUUAGAGAUGGGCUGACCUGUAGAAUAAUCUUGUCAAAGAAAUCAUGCAAUAGCAGAAAACCUGUUUUUCAGGGACUGCUAACUGCAAACGUGGGCAUUUACAAAGCCAUUUCCUAUUUGGUGAUUCGUGAGGUAAUUUUUGGAUAGGGUCUUUAACACAUGGGUGUCACAGCAUAUCAUUAAUAAUAGCAUAUGAAAUAAGACUUUCAACACUAGUUGGAUUAAGCUUACUGAAAUCUAAAGGCAUCCUGUGCUAUCAUGCUACCUACAUGACAGAGGUUGCCAAAAUAGUUGUGCAAGAUCAAAUAUAAUGACUUAACGGAAUAUUUUCACUUUUAUAAAAUGUGGUUUACAAAUUAUAGAUUAAACAAGUUUUAGUGAGACUGUCUGAUUGAAGCUUCUUUUUAAGUU